Alternaria alternata is the source of this 1152-nucleotide messenger RNA. RefSeq lists its product as hypothetical. NCBI's taxonomy places the organism in Eukaryota, Fungi, Ascomycota, Dothideomycetes, Pleosporales, Pleosporaceae. The record is from RefSeq and is a predicted model, not a curated record. The transcript has a single exon. The coding region runs from base 1 to 1152 and encodes 383 amino acids.
AUGUUUAAGCUAUUCAGAGAGACGUUCAGCUUCCGAUUUGACUUUGAUGAAAACUCUUCCACAAGUACCUCAUCUUCGAAUAACGGCGAUAUCGAAGUUCAAGUGGGCAGACUACCUAAUGCUGGUCUUGUUCAUGUCCCGCGCACCGCUCUCAGGACAUGUCGUGUACUACGCACAAGUCUUGUGCAUGGGUGCAGAAUCAAGAACACUGACGCUCUUGUCUUUGAAGUUAUCUUGGCACACUUCAACGUCAAUGGUUCGUUAGGACGGCUGCGACCAAAUAUACGAAAUCCAUUGACGCAACUUACUGGCGGCUGCGACAGAAUGCUCAAACUCGCCAAGGCAUGGCAUCUAGCGGACAUGCUCGACGACGUGCGGCUGCAGAACAAGCUGAUAGAUGUGUAUCGCAUUCUCUACCUUGAGCUACUCAAUGCAAACACCAGAGUACCUCUAGACUACGAGGCAUUCAUAUAUCUGGAAUCCCAUCUCGGUACCCAUACGAAGAUGGAGAAGUUUAUGAUAGACUUCUUCGCUGGACUAUCUCGGUAUACAGGCGAAUUCAGUGCUCAGGAACUCCUUCCGUUUCGACCCGACGUUUCACGAGCAUUAAAGGUGCGACGCGCGCAGCUGGUGGUACAGGGAAGUUUUGUCGAUCUGAUCGCUACCGGUAAUACUUGCUUUAACGUGAUCAAAUCGGACGCGACAACACACAGCUCCUUGCAAGUGACUAAGCCGACGAGACUUUCCUCAAGUGCGGGUCUCAACUCCUUACCAUUACGGCAUAGCCUCUCAACGUCUUCACUAUCGUCUUUGGUCUCCCUUCCAGUAUCAUCAACGACUGCGAUAUCGUCUGCGUCACCGACGUGUGAUCGCAGGCAUCAAAGGCGUUUGUCGCUAUUAGGAACUACGAGUAUAAAUGAACAACCAGAGGUCUGUUUAUCUGGUACAUUGGCUUCUAUCUUCCAGUCGGCAAUCGGUGCCACUUUGUGCCCUUGCCACACACGCUCGGUGUCUCUCACGACCCCAACAUCUAGCCGCGCACCAUUCAUGGCAAAAAAAGCCGUCCCCUUUCGUCAGCAGGUUCAUAUAGCUUCGGAAGACGAUUCCUCGGACGACGACAUAGCGUACGAUAUAUUUCCAUCAGGUCUGUAA